This is a messenger RNA of Stegastes partitus (bicolor damselfish), 563 nucleotides long. Its product is annotated as heparanase-like. Bases 4 to 411 code for a protein of 135 amino acids. The record is from RefSeq and is a predicted model, not a curated record. Gene Ontology annotation, biological process: angiogenesis involved in wound healing; cell-matrix adhesion. Lineage: Eukaryota; Metazoa; Chordata; Actinopteri; Pomacentridae. The transcript has 2 exons. Gene Ontology annotation, cellular component: extracellular matrix.
GACAUGAACUUCUUCUUCCUGCUGCUGCUGCUUUUCUCUCUGCGGACUCACGGAACCAGAACCGGCUCCAAUGGAGGCUCCCCGCCGUACCCGGAGCCGGACCGGGACCCGGUGCUGGUUCUGGAGCCGGACCUGUCCGCGGUGCUCCGCCGGGUGGAUCCGCGCUUCCUGUCCGUCACCGUCGACGCGAGUCUGGCCGCCGAGGAGAGCUUCAUGGCGCUGCUCAGCUCCUCCAAGGUCAGAACUCUGUCUGCAGCUCUGAGUCCAGCGUUUCUGCGGUUCGGCGGCACCAGACAGGACUUCAUGGAGUUUAAUCCUGAGAGGGUCCAAUGGACCUCCGAGUCCACAGCAGCAGCACACAGUAGGACAUUCAUAACCCAUCAUUCAUCAGUAACACUGGUCCGGUUCUGAUCCGGUUCUGAUCUGGUUCUGACGUGUUGAAGAACUCAAAGUUUCUGCUCAGAAUCACAAACAACAGAAUAAAAUCCCAGAACCUCAGAUUAUUGAUCAUCAGAACCUGCAGCUGGUUCAGUUCAGUCUGGAGCAGAAACGAUCGAUCAGUA